GUGUUUCACCAGCGCCAUAACAUACUUGUAGGCCUUGUCGCACUGAUCGCACUUGUAGUAGUUGUCAUCGUCGUCUAUCCUGUUUCUUAUUGUUUUUCGAGCAUAAAAAUAUACCUGAUGUAACUACGGCGCCGGCACAAUGCUUCCCCCAAAUAUUUGCCGCACUUGUGCGGUCCAGAACACGGACUUACGGCCACUGUCCACCUGUCUGGCCAAAGACGCCUCAAAAAGUUUCUAUGAUGUGCUCCAGGAGCUAACGCAAAUCGAUCCCCUGGUUGAGAGCUCGGGUGACAGUCUGCCGCAACAUCUCUGCACCGAGUGCCUGGCGAGAUUGGAAAGUGCCUAUGCUUUUGUGGAACAGGCCAGAAAAGUCAAUGGCGAGCUCUUGGUUCGUUUGCGGGAAUGCCUCGAAGAAAUGCCCAUUGACAUUCCGCAGGAGGAGCAGCAUAUCAAAACCGAAGUAGAUAUCGAUGAGGCGACUCCCAAGUUUGUUGUGGAUUCCCCAGGAAUAUCACCUGUGGAGUUCAAAUGGCAGCCGGAAAGUGACAGCGAUGAGGAACCUGCUGAAGCAGCAGUCAGUGAUGAGAAUCAGGCCGAGAAGAAGCCCUAUUCCCUGCGACGUAGUUCACGGAAACUCAAGCAGCCUGUGGAGAGCGAUACUGAGGAAUUGGAGUUACCAUUAGAACCAUCGCCCAUCAAACGCCGUCGUGGCCGUCCGCCCGGCCCGGCCAAGCGCCAGUCUAUGACCUCCGAUGGCCGCCAUGCCUGCAAGGUGUGCGGCAAGACCUUCUCCUGGUUCCGCGAUAUGCAGCGCCAUGCCCGCAUCCAUUUCGAGAAAUCCAACGCUUACGUAUGCGACACCUGCGGCAAGGGAUUCUUGCGCAAGGACAAGUACACAUUCCACCUGCGCUGUCACGAAAAGCGCGAUGCCAAAAGCAAGGCUCUGGAGCUGGGUAACGAAUGGCGCUUCGCCGAACGGCUUUACAGUUCCGGCAGGCUAAAGAGAAUUGAGUGCAAGCUGUGUGGCUUGAAGUGCCCGCGAAUUCAAGAGCUCAGAACUCACUUGGUCAGCCAUCAGAAUGUGGAGAGCCUGUCCCAGUUGAGGGAGAAUAGCGAUGUAAUCAAGGAGCACUAUGCCGAGCUUCUAAACAACUUGGAAGGCGCCAAGCAGCACAUUAUCAAGGACAUAGAGGCAGGGCACUUGGACAAGUUUGCUUCCGUGGUGAAUAUUCAUGGCUACGAGUUGGGAUUAUGUGACUCGGACGAGGAAUCACCCGGCGGAGAGUCCAAAUAUGAAUGCACAAUGUGCAAUCUCUCCUUUUCCAGGAAACAUCAAAUGGUGAGGCACACACUGGAGGAGCACGCCCAAUCCUCUACUUCAGAGCUUCCCUGGCAACGCUGCAGCUUUUGUAAAGUCGGAUUCCUGUGCUCCAGACUGUACGAGUGCCAUGUAAACACCCAGUGUCAAAGCAAACUAAAGCGAUAUCGCUGCCCCAAGUGUCCGGGGAAGUUUAUGUGGCCGGAGAAUCAGCACAGGCACGCUUGCUCACAUAGUCACGAGGAAACCACGUCUGCCCGCCACAUCUCCUGCUCCUUGUGCGAUGAAACGCUGCCCAGUUUGGCCCAAUUGCGCAUACACCUGGUUACCCACCAGAAUAAUAUCAAUCCGGAGCAAAAUUCCACCUUCUUUCGUUCGUUCUAUCCCAACGGAUUGGACUGCACUCCGGAGGAGCUGGGUGUUCGCGUAGCCGAGGACUUUGAGGUGCAGGACUUUGAUCGCUACUACAAUGCGUGCACGGGCAGUGGCCAAGAGCUGGAUCUCUUUGAUUCCGAGACGGAGCAGAGCGGCAACGACCGGGAGGAGGACGAGAAGCCCACCUCCCACACCUGUUUGCUGUGUGGAAAGGUCACAAACAGACUAACGACCCUGCUGCAGCACCAGAACAACGCCCAUUCAAGGGCCACGACGACUGAGUUGCCUUGUUCCUGCCAGGAUUGUGGCGCUAGCUUUAUAAGUGAUGCCCUGCUGCUGCAGCACCGCCGCCGGAUCUGUGGCAAGAAACAUUUCCGCCAUCACUGCCAGAGUUGCAAUUUGCGGUUCAUCUGGCCAAGCAACUACGAACUGCAUCUGAAGACCCACCAUUGCCAAGGGGAGGAGGAGCAACUCCUGGAGGGUGAGCAUCGGGACGCCAAGUUGCAGUGCGAUGAGUGCGAAAAGGUCUUUGUCUGGCACAAGGAUCUCACGCGUCACAAGCGGCUGCACCUGCCUCAGUCGGCGCAGUUCGAGUGUCCGCACUGCGAUCGAAAGUUCCACCGCAAGGAUGGCCUAAAGUCUCACCUGCGUGUGCACUCCGAAGAGCAGCCUCUUAUAACCGAGAGUAGUCAGGUUCUUGCCCUGCUCUCCCGUCCUCAUGGCUCCAAGCAGAUCCAGUGCAUGAUAUGUCUCUCCCGCCACUCCAAGAUCUCUGAUUUGCGAGCACACCUGGCCGCCCAUCAGUACGGAUUGAACUUCUCCGAGGAGACCGAUAUCUCCCAUAUCUCAAAGGCGCUGCAUCCGGAAGUGGGUACAAUCUUGGACAGAGAUGAACUGGCGGAUAGAAUUAUGGCUGAUGUGGAAAACGGAUUCGAGUUGGAACGAUUUAUUUCCAUUACCAAUGAGGCUGGCUUGGAGCUCAACUUGGACAGCAGCGAGACGGACACGGGAUCCGAGCAAGAGGAGGAACAGCUUUCCAGCGUGAAAUAUGCCUGCCAGCUAUGUCCCACGGUGGUGAACAGAAAGCAUAAGCUUUAUGCCCACCAAGGGGAGACUCAUCAGUGGGAGGAGGCACCGUUUAUUUGCUCCCACUGUCAGGCUAGGUUUGUCAGCGAAUCCCUGCUAGAACAUCACUCCAGGACCUUUUGCGGUAACGCCCAGAAGCGCUUUCAGUGCCGCAAAUGCCCGCUCCGCUUCCGCUGGCAAGAGAACCUGAAGCAACACCUACAUCUGUCCCAUCAGCAGGCUGAGAUGCCACCGGCAGAGGACUCUACGCAAUCGGAAACCGAAUUUCAAUGCGGCGAAUGCCAGCGAACGUUCAAGAUGCAGAAGGAUCUCACGCGGCACACCAUGAUGCAUGCCCGGGAGGCCACGGUCUACCGUUGCCGUUGGUGUGCUCGUCGUUUCUACCGCUGGGCCAAUCUCCUGCAGCACAUCGCGCGCCAUGGCAUCCGAGCUAGUGAGUUGCACUAUGCCGAGGCUCUGCUGGACUCCUACGGACAUCCAGGCGGGCAGAAAACUGUGGAGUGCCGGGUGUGCAAUGUCAGUUUCGCUAGUAUAGCCGCCCUGCGUCUGCAUCUGGAAACCAUGCCGGCGGGGAGCCAUCACGAGCUCUCCUCGUUGAAGAACUACUCGAUCACCAACCAAAUGGGCUUUGAACUGGAGCUCCAGGAUUCGGAAACUGAUGAGGAGCAGUCGAAGCCGCCCGGAGUACCUGCCUACUAUACGUGCGGCAUGUGCCAGCUGAGGUGCGUGCGAAAGUUCGAGCUGCAACAGCACCAGCAGGCCAUGCACCGCCUGGAGAAGAUUCCCGAUGGCUGCGACCAGUGCAUCUUCAAAAGCGUCUGCCCCGAUCUCAUUGCCCAUCACAAGAGGACGCAGUGCGGCAACCGGGAGAAGCAGUUCACGUGCUCUCGCUGCGGCUACAAGUUCAUGUGGGAGUCGAACCUGCUGACGCACAUGCAGCUGCAGCACGGCAAGACGGACAAUCCGGAGCAGGAGGAAGGCAAAGAGCCUUCGCCGGAAGAGCCAAAGGCCGGGAGCCCGGUUUUCCAGUGUGCCCUCUGCCCGAGGAAGUACAACCGAAAGGACCGUCUCUCAGCGCACGUUAAAAAGUUCCAUGGGCCCGAUGGCCGGGGCCCCGAUGUGGUCAAGGUUCGUCCUGCCAGAGCCGCCUCCCCCAAGGAACCGAAGCGCUUCCUGUGCGCUUUCUGCGGCAAGGCGGUCAGUUCCUCCUCCAACCUGAUCAUCCAUAUGCGUCGCCAUACCGGCGAGAAGCCUUUCAAGUGCGAGUUCUGCUCCAUGGCCUUCCCACGAUCCUCGGACCUUAUGUGCCACCGACGAACGCAUACCGGAGAGCGGCCGCACGUGUGUACCGUCUGCCAGAAGGGAUUCGCCCGCUCCUACAAGCUGCAGCAGCACAUGCGCAUCCACAGCGGCGAGCGGCCGUACAAGUGCACCUAUUGCGAGAAGAGCUUCACCCAGUCCAACGACCUGACACUCCACAUCCGUCGGCACACAGGCGAGCGGCCAUAUCAGUGCGGCAUCUGCGGGGAGCGUUUCAUCCAGGGAACAGCGCUGAAGAAUCAUCGCCUGCAGCAGGGCCACUACGAGGAGGGUCAGACUUCUGGGGAGCCUGCAAGGCGCACGGUUUUGGAACAGUUUACUGUAUGAGAUUGGGGAAUAAAAAUUCGGUUCAUAAAAA
Messenger RNA from Drosophila kikkawai, 4457 nucleotides. Lineage: Eukaryota; Metazoa; Arthropoda; Insecta; Diptera; Drosophilidae. The record is from RefSeq and is a predicted model, not a curated record.